AUGGUCGCCACCCCUCUCUUCGCCGCACUCCUUUGCACCCUCUCACUGAGCGAGUCGGUCGCUGCCCUCCCCGCCAUCGUCAACGUCAAGAACGCCGCGGCUCCCGCCGCCUCGACCUCCGACUCCUACUGGACCUCGACCGGUUCGAGCUUCUACGUUCCCGGGCAGGACCAGGCGCAGGCCGUCUCUCUCGGCCGCACAACGCCCGCCGUGACCCUUCCCUCCCCCUCUCUCAUUCCCGUCGUUCCCGCCAGCUCGACCUCCGCCCCGCUCACGACUCUCACCUCCGUCCCGUCCUCCCUCUCCUCGGACAAGAUCCUCCGCUCCCUCGCCCGUCGCGGCGACUACGAAGGCUUCUCCGCCGCCCUCCUCGCGAAGCGCCAAUCGGGCCUCGACAGCCUCCCGGCCAAUUUCUCGCCCAUCGACUUGUACAUGUCGAUGCUCGAGUCGAGGAUCGAGGCGGGUCACUCGCCGACCCCCUAUCUGCCUGCGCAGCGGCUGAGGGCUAGUGCGGCGAGUGCGGCGGCGGCAUCGAAGGCGUCGGUAUCGUCGUCAAAGGCGGCGGCGUCCGCCUCGAAGAGCUUGUCGGCGCAAGGCAAGACUACCACGACAAAGAAGGCCACCUCGACGACGGCCACGACGAAGAAGGCGACGUCCACAUCGACAACGAAGAAGGCGACGUCCACGCCAACAAAGUCGAGCACGACCUCGUCCGCCAAGCCAACCUCGACGAGCACAAACGGGCAAAACCUCGGCCUGACCGACGGCGUAACCUACUGGAAGGAGAAGACCAAUUUCUACUCGCUCGACUCGUUCAAGCAGGACGUGCCGAAGAACGCUCGCUUCUCGUGGGGCGACUCGGCGGGCGGAAUGAACGUCGAGGUCGUCGGCAAGGGCGUUCCUGCCGACAAGUGGACUGGCGGCGUCCAGGGCGACUCGAAGAGCGCGCUUCAGGUCGCUUACCCAGCUGGAUCGCGAAACCCGUCUGCGCUACCGAUCGGAGGAAUGGGCUUCUACACCUCGAAGAUCGACAUCACCCAGGCGACCAACGUCUCGUUCAGCUACUCGGUCUUCUUCCCCGUCGGCUUCGACUUUGUCAAGGGCGGCAAGCUCCCGGGGCUCUACGGCGGCAAGACCGCCUGCUCGGGCGGAUCGGCCGCCGAAGACUGCUUCUCGACGCGCCUCAUGUUCCGCAAGGGCGGGAUGGGCGAGCUCUACCUGUACGCGCCGCGCGAGAAGCAGGUCGACUCGCUCUGCACGCUCCCGCCUCUGAGCUUCUGCAACUCGGUCUACGGGAUGAGUAUCGGGCGCGGGAGCUGGACGUUCAAGACGGGCGAGUGGACCGACAUUCGCCAGGACAUCUGGCUCAACACGCCGGGCAAGGCUGACGGUGGCUUCAAUAUCUGGAUCAACGGCAAGAUCGCGCUGCACUCGGACACGGUCUACUACCGCAACUCCGUCUCGGGCCUCGUCUCGAACGGCACCAGCACCGGCGACAUCGCAACCCUGAUCAACUACGACUCGAUUCCCGACGACGUUGUCAUCCCGAACGGCGGCUUCAAGGACUACCCCGCCGGAAACUCGUCGGCGCCCGUCAGCAGCGGCGUCUUCCAGCCUACGUUCGUCACCAAGAUCCUCAACCCGACAGCGACUUCAGCGCUCCCUACGACUACACCGCCCGUCCCUUACCGCUUCGACAACGAGAACCGCCGCCAGCGCCGCAACGUCGUUGAACUCGAGGCGAAGAAGGAGAAGCGGGCGACGGUUGCCAAGAUCCCCGGCUUCCUCGGUGCCAUGGCACAGACCUUCUUCGGUGGCUCGACGAGCGAUUACAACUCGCCCGUCCUCCAGUACUCCUACUUCCGCGGCUUCGGCCUGCGGAUCAACUGA
Molecule: messenger RNA, 1890 nt
Organism: Rhodotorula toruloides NP11
Lineage: Eukaryota; Fungi; Basidiomycota; Microbotryomycetes; Sporidiobolales; Sporidiobolaceae
Product: alginate lyase, polysaccharide lyase family 14 protein
Exons: 4
Coding region: 1-1890 (629 amino acids)
Source: RefSeq, a predicted model, not a curated record